This is a messenger RNA of Sorex araneus (European shrew), 168 nucleotides long. Its product is annotated as COX assembly mitochondrial protein 2 homolog. Lineage: Eukaryota; Metazoa; Chordata; Mammalia; Eulipotyphla; Soricidae. Bases 1 to 168 code for a protein of 55 amino acids. The transcript has a single exon. The record is from RefSeq and is a predicted model, not a curated record.
AUGCCUCCUGACUUAUCUCCACACUUGCAGGCUGAAGAGUGCAACAUCUUGAUAAACUUGCUUAAGGAAAGUCACAAAAAUUACAUGGAAAAGAGGAUCAAGAGCCGGGAGCAUGGUAAUGCCAUGCGAAAGAGAUUAUUUAAUCCCCUGGAGGAAUCUGAAAAAUAA